CUGUUGGCAGAAAUGGUUGACCAUUUCCUAUCAUCCAAGACAUCUGUUGCCUAUGUGACACUUUAGACACAUCAAUUAAAUAGCUUCGGCAUGAGUUCCAAAACCUUAUCGAAAUGGAGUUCCAGCAAUAUGGGACUAGCCUGCACCCAUGCGAUCAGUGGCAUUGGUUUCGCAGUGGCCCUAGCCUGUGGAAGGAACACUGAAGUGGGAUCGAUGACGGACCUCUGCUUUAAGGAGCGAUCUCGCAGUCGUUCGCAGAAGCAUCAGAAGCAAAUUUCUUACUAUAUGCUCUUGGUGGCCAUAGUUUGUUUCAUUCUGCUAUUCCUUACCACCGGAUUCGAGCACGGCCAUAUUGUGUAUGAAGUCAAUCUCUCACUGCUGAUUGGUCUGACACCCGUCUACCUGCCCUUUAUCCUCUACUGGGGCUUGAGGCGGACGAGAAAGGAAAUGGGGAGAAAACAGUGCCAUGUAAGGAACCUGCGGGCUACUUGCACACUGGGUCUCUCAACUGUAAUUGUGUCCGAUUUGGUUGGGACGAUGACCAAGCGACGCAUGCGAGUAUCGGAGAUCUUCGUGGACAUGGGACUGCUUAGUGUCGAUAAUCUGGACGUUAGUGCUCAAAGUCCUCGAUUUAUCGAGCUGAUCCGGGCCUCAGUUCUCUGCAACGAUGCGGUCAUAUGUCCUGGUAACAUUGGAGUGCCCAAAAUGCAGAAGGACAUGUACGGCAAUAUUCUGGACAUAGCGCUGCUCAAGUUCGGUCUGAUGAUUUUGCCGAGCAUUGAUCUACUCCGUCACGACCACGAGAAGGUGGCCAACAAGCAUUACAAUAGUGAGGACAAGGUCCAGGUGACGGUGCACAGGACUCGCGAUGCCGAUGGGCACCUAAAACUUGUCCUGCUGAUGAAGGGCCACUGCGAAGUGGUGAUCCGCCGGUGCUCCACCUUUGCUAUUCGGGACGAGGAACUGCCUCUGGACGAACAGCUGCAGGAAAUUAUUCUCAGUCUGGCGGAUGGGCUACUCGAGGCAGGCCGCCAUGUCCGUGCCUUUGCCUACAAGGAGUUGAGCGACGAACUGGAGUUUCGCCGCUUCUCACAGGUAAACACUGGAUUGGAGGGCGGGGAAUAUAAGUACCGCGAUUACCUAGCGGUGGAUACCUACUCGUUGAGGUUCCUGGGCAUGAUUGCUACCUACAAUCCGCCGCGAAGCACCAUUCCCAAAGCGGUGGAUCGCUGCAGAGCGGCGGGCAUCAAGUUGAUCGUGGUCACUCAACGCAAGCCCAAAAUGGCCAAGGCUCUGGCUGUUGAUGUGGGCAUUCUACCAGCUCCGUCGGACACUUUUCAGGCUGUGAACCUGAAGCGGAUGCCACCCACCGCGGAAGUAGUAGACAUGUCACAGUAUGCUGACGAGAAGCCGCAACACCAGCGUCGCCACAUCGAGCAGCUCAUUCUGAACCAGCAGGAUUUGGUAUGUGCCGCUACUAGCACGGAUCAGCUCCACUGGAUUGCGGACGCCUGUCGCCGGUUGGGAGCCGUUGUCUCCGUUAUUGGAGGAACACUCCAUGACACGCCCGCCAUGAGGAGCAGCCACGUGGGCGUGGCCAAGUACGGAAGUGCGGUCAUGUGCGAGGCCAGUGCAGACCUCAUCCUGCUGGACACCUCAUUUGCCACAUUGGUCAGUGUGGUCGGCGAUAGCCGUCUGCUGUUUGAGAAUCUAAAGAAGGCUCUGGCCUAUUGCCUGGCCACCAACAUAUGCAAUAUACUGGUGUACUUAUUCUUCUUCCUGCUCGGGAUUCCCCUGUACAUCCAUAUCAUGGAUGAGCUCAUACUCGCCUUCCUGGUGAACUUGGUCCCAGCUCUGACUUUGAUUUAUGAGCCUCCAGAGGAGAAUCUGAUGCUGCAGAUGCCCAAAGUGUACGACGACUUUCUGCUUAAUAGUCGACUUUUCUUUGUGUCCCACAUCCUUGUGGGAACCAUCGAAGCUGCAGCUGUUUUUAUGACCUACUUCGUGUUCAUGGCUGACAAGGGAUUCCUGCCGAGGACACUGGUGGCUCUGAACAUCGCGUGGCACGACGACAUGCUCGACGACAUCACCGACUCUUUCGGUCAGGAGUGGAGCAGUGAGGCACGCCGGCAGCUGGAGUGCCAAGUGUCCUCCCUCUGCCUGAUGAGCCUCGCCGUGAUGCAAUGCACCAACCUGGUGCUGACCAAGACCGGACGUGCCAAUCUGCUGGCCCACGGAUUCCGCAACUGGCUCCUCAGUCUGGCGGUCCUCCUUCUGAUCUGUCUGUGCGUGCAGCUGUGCAUAAUGGACUCCACGGUGUGUCUGCGCCUGGAAGGAACCAAUGAGCUACACUUUGGCCACUUCCUCUUGACCAACUGUCCGUUCAUGAUACUGCUGGUCUUCAUCGAAACAACUCGCAGAUACUUUAUUCGCCUAUUUCCCGAUAGUUGGCUCGAGCUGGCCACUAUGUAUUGAGCACUGAAUAGUAACAAAUACAGCGACUACUCCGUGCACCGUAAAGAGAAGCACAUAAAACUCAGCCAGGGAAGGAAUCAUCUGGAGAAAACUGAAUCCCCGGGACUAUACGUUUUAAGGGACAUAGAUUGCCGAGAGUGCAUUUCCGUAUUAUUUUUUAUGAAAGCAGUGAGCAUAAACUUCAGGAGAACUGCACUUUCGCAGGCCACUUUUUAUUUAAAGAAAAAGAAGUAAAACUCUUUAAAUGGUAUUU
Drosophila melanogaster (fruit fly) is the source of this 2728-nucleotide messenger RNA. RefSeq lists its product as uncharacterized. Gene Ontology annotation, cellular component: plasma membrane. NCBI's taxonomy places the organism in Eukaryota, Metazoa, Arthropoda, Insecta, Diptera, Drosophilidae. Bases 91 to 2475 code for a protein of 794 amino acids. The record is from RefSeq and is marked reviewed. Gene Ontology annotation, molecular function: nucleotide binding. The transcript has 7 exons.